Neocloeon triangulifer is the source of this 2183-nucleotide messenger RNA. RefSeq lists its product as uncharacterized. The record is from RefSeq and is a predicted model, not a curated record. Bases 92 to 979 code for a protein of 295 amino acids. Lineage: Eukaryota; Metazoa; Arthropoda; Insecta; Ephemeroptera; Baetidae. The transcript is spliced from 6 exons.
CCCAAGUCAGUCUGGCCGCGACCCCCGAGCGAAACACACGCGCCCUCGCCCCGGCCAUGCGUCGCUCCAAGUGAGAACCGAAAAAGUCGGAAUGCGCGCGACCUUCGUCCUCCUCGGCCUGCUCGCCCUCCAAGGGGGUUGCGGGGCGCUGAAGGAGGCGCGGCUGGUGACGCGGCCGGGCAGCGGCGUGGUGCGUCGCGGCGCCGCCGUCACGCUGGUGUGCGAGUACGACCUGGAGGGGGCGCCGCUCUACUCGGUCAAGUGGUACCGCGGCACCCGCGAGUUCUUCCGCCACACCCCCGUCGAGAGCCCCUCGACCAAGCUCUUUCCCUUCGCAGGCCUCAACAUUGACGAGAAGGAGUCUGACGGGAACAAAGUGCGGCUGGUGGACGUGGGCUUCAACGUGGCCGGAAACUACAGCUGCGAGGUUUCGGCCGACGCGCCCUCCUUCAGCACCGCCUUCGUCUCGCACUACAUCACGGUCGUCGCCCUGCCCGAGAAGAGACCGUUGCUGACCGUCGAGCGACCUGACUACGAAGUGGGCAACGUCCUCAGGGCUAACUGCAGCGCCGGCCCCUCCAGACCGGCCGCCAACCUCACUUUCUACAUCAACGACAUGCCCGUGGGGGCGGAGGAGGUGCGGUCGCGGGUGACGACGGAUGGGACGGAGGCGGCGCAGGCGGGCCUGGCGCUCAAGCUGCGGCCGUUCCACUUCAACGCGCAGAGCCGCGUCGUCGUCCGCUGCGACGCCACCAUCCUCGGCGUCUACGCAGAAACGGCCAAGGUCGUCGUCAGGUCGCGCAUUGACGCGCCGCCCUUCUCCAGGGAUGGACCUGUCAGCAGCGCCGCUGCCGUCGAACCCAAACCGGAAAGAGUGACGUCGCCAAACCGGACAGGGUCAGCGUUGGUGGUGAGCGGCCCGUUUUGGCGGGCGAGCCUGGUGCUGUGGGUGGCCGCGGUGCUGGUCGUGUGCAGCUAGUCAGCCCCAAGCCCCCUCUUUUUGGUUCGCCGAUUGCAGAAAAUAUCCGAGUGCGGCUAAUUGACUCUUCAGCGAGAGCGAUUCGUUUUUUUCCAAACUCUCGGCGCCGUCAAUCACUUUUUUCAACCCUUCCAAAAACACCGAAGCACGCAUGUUGAAAAAAUCAUUCGCCCGUUGUUUUCCCUCUGGCUUGUUAUUCCCCACUCAAGUGUGUAACUCGGGCUUUGCGCUCUGAUUGUGAAUUUUUGUUGUUGUUGUAAAAUUGCUUAUAAAACCAAAGAUUUUUUUACGAAUUCAGUGCCAAAAAGCAGAAACUUAUAGAAUUCCAUUCUUUGGAUUUUGUUCUUUUUCCUACAAUUAUUUAGUAUCAGUGUAUUUAUUAUUUUGAAUAUCCAACCCACCAGCAACCCACCUUCACCUAAAAUUGAGAGAAGAUUCAGUAAUAUAUCUGAAGGUUAAAUAGAUUUUCUGCUUUGUUUUGAAGCAAAAUUUCUCACUCAAAAGUGAAAGUGUGAGAACGCAAAUUUUGUGGACCUUUUUAUAAAAUGUGAUUUUAUUUGCAUUAUUUAAUAUUUUUAAAAUUUUGCAGCUUCAUUAGAGAUGAAUGUCAUUGUCAGGAUUGCGCAGUUUUGUUAUUUUUAAUAUAUAAAUUUUAAUUGAAGAUGAAUUGACUCUGUAUUUGUAUAAAAAGAAAAAGUUGUUUGUAAAAGAGAGCAAGUCUCAAAACCGUCUCAUUAGAUUCCUCCGUGUACAAUUAACUCACUCUGUCUAGUAAAAUUAAACAGCUCUAAAAAAAAUGAGAAUAAAUCUUACCGUGCUUGUUACCAUUAAAAUUGAUCGUUUUGUUAUUGGCAAUAAAUUGUGUUUAGAAAUUUACCAUUGUAGACUUUUCCAGCCGUCAUAAAAAUACAUGAUAAAUGUAAGAAAGUCUCUCCAACUGUUAAGUAUAAAUUUUUAAACUAUAUUGCCUAUAUUGAAAGCAAAAGAGGUGUGUUAUAUUUUUUCUUUAUAUAAAAAAGAUAUUUAGGGUAAGUAAUUUUUUCAACUUAAGUGGAUUUUAAAAACUAUGAGAGCAAAAAAAAUUAAUUAAGAUGUUCAGGCCUUUUUCACACAAAUUUGAGUCAAAACUAAUUUUAUUCAGUUUCUCAAAUGAUAAUUAAUUUAAAAUGAAAUGAAUUGGAACUGAAAAUUACCUGCAAUAGGA